This is a messenger RNA of Sorex araneus (European shrew), 4221 nucleotides long. RefSeq names its product PML nuclear body scaffold (gene PML). Gene Ontology annotation, biological process: positive regulation of DNA-templated transcription; PML body organization; intrinsic apoptotic signaling pathway in response to DNA damage. Gene Ontology annotation, molecular function: ubiquitin-protein transferase activity; zinc ion binding. Lineage: Eukaryota; Metazoa; Chordata; Mammalia; Eulipotyphla; Soricidae. Bases 135 to 2423 code for a protein of 762 amino acids. The record is from RefSeq and is a predicted model, not a curated record. Gene Ontology annotation, cellular component: chromatin; nucleoplasm; PML body. The transcript is spliced from 8 exons.
CCUGGCUGAGUUUCGUCCCCGCCCUCCAGGCUCGCAGGCGAGAAUCGAAACUGUGCCGGGCUUCUGGAGGAAGGAGCCGCACCGCGCCACCUGCGAGCGCCCCGCACCACUCUGCACGGCCCCGCAGGCCCACCAUGAGUCGGCCCGAGUCCCCCGUCGAAGACCGCACGCGCAGCUCCAGCCCCAGCCCCAGGCUGGCAGAGCAACUCACCUCGGAGGAAUUCCAGUUCCUGCGCUGCCAGGACUGCCAGGCCGAAGCCAAGUGCCCCAAGCUGCUGCCUUGCCUGCACUCGCUGUGCUCGGGAUGUCUGGAGCCGCCGGACUUGCAGUGUCCCAUCUGUAAGGUGCCGAGGCCCCUGGACACCGACCCCCCAGUCCUGGAUAAUGUCUUCUUCGAGAGCCUGCAGCGCCACCUGUCCCUGCACCGGCAGGUCAUGGAUGAGAGGGCCACGUGUACUCGCUGCAAGAACUCCGCCGACUUCUGGUGCUCCCAGUGCGAGAAGCUCUACUGCCCCAAAUGCUACGAGACCCACGGGUACUUCCUCAAGCACGAGGCGCAGCGCCUGGAGGAGAUCCGCUCGCAGCCGGUGCUCCAGUUCCUGGACAGCAUGCGCAAGACCAACAACAUCUUCUGCUCCCACCACAGUCGUCACCCCGACCCCAUGCUGACCAGCAUCUACUGCCGGGGCUGCGCCAGGGCUCUGUGCUGCUCGUGCGCGAUCCUGGACAGCGACGCCCACAAAGACCUCAAGUGUGACAUCAGGCUGGAGAUCGAGCAGCGGCAGGGGGAGCUGGACUCCAUGAAGCAGGUGCUGCAGGCGCGGGAGGUGGCCUUCGGGGCUGCGCAGGCCGAGGUGCAGACAGCGGUCAGUCAGCUGGACCGAGAGCGCGCCAACAUGGAGGAACUGGUCCGCUCCCGCAUCAGCCAGGUGCUGAUGCGCGUCAGGGCGCAGGAGCGCGAGCUGCUGGAGGCGGUGAAUCAGCACUACCAGCGCGACUACGGCGAGCUGGCGGGCCGGCUGCAGCGCCUGGACGCCACGCUGCAGCGCAUCCGCACGGGCAGUGUGCUGGUGCAGAAGAUGAGGCGCUACGCGUCCGACCAGGAGGUGCUGGACAUGCACGGCUUCCUCCGCCAGGCGCUUCACCACCUGAGCCAGGAGGAGCCCCGGAGCGCGGGGGCCGCGGUGCGUGUGGACGGCUUCGAGGAGGUCAAGGCGCGCUUGCAGGACCUGGUCUCAGGCAUCACCCAGGGCACAGAUUUACCUGUGCCUGAGAGAGCCAGCCCACCGCCUGCCAGCACGCCCGAGACUUCUUCUGACAUUGGCUUGGGGGUUGAGGUCCAGGCCCCAGGCCCAGCUGAGGCCCAGCCCGAGGCUGUGGUGCAGCCGAUGCCUGGAGCCCACCCGGUGCCCGUGAACGCCUACUCCAUCAGGGACUGCGUGUGCAGAGAGAACAACCCCCUAGAAGCCACGCCCCAGAAGAGAAAGGCCUGCCAGACCGAGAGCCCCAGGAAGAUGGUGAAGCUGCAGUCUCCGGAGAGGGAGGCGAGGCUGGAGCCGGGGCCCAGCACCUCCCAGGUGGCCUCCCCGCCCCGCUGGGAUGAGCCCGGCAGCCCCAAGGGACCCCACGUGGAAGAUGAGGACUCCACCCCCCACAUCAACCACCUGGCCAACAGCCACAAGGAGGCAGGGGACUGCAUCGUGAUCAACAGCUCGGAGGAGUCAGACACUGAGAACUCGGUUCCUUCACAGAGGCCGGACCAUGCGCCUGUGCAGGGACAGAGGCAUCUGAACGGAGACUCAGGCCCCCCGCCAGCCCGCAGUCUGGAGCUCUCUAUCGGAAAGCACGCGGGAGCUGCGGAGACCAGCGCCGCGUCCUCCUCGCUAGCCGACCUGCUGUUGCCCAUACCCUCCGCUGCACCCCCCGACACGCCCACGCCCCCGACUUCGCUUCCCCCACAACCUGCCCAGCAAGACUCAGAGAACUGCGGCCAGCCUGCUGGCCCCCCAGAGCAGGUCCCAGGCCAGCAAGGGAGGGGCUUCCCGUCAGGCGGGAGGAUCAGGAUGUCGCGCCUGCUCUUUCGACGAGGCUUCCACAACCUGCCCUUGGCCUGUGCCCCCACGCGCGCCUGUCAGCCAACCCCCAGCCAGCAGGCCAGCCCCGAAGACUUCACCCCGCACCGCCCAGCCGGCCGGGCACGGAGGCCAGCGCCAGCCCGCUCCCGCCCGUCGCUGCGGGGACGCUCCCGUGUCACCCGGUGGCUCAACGCUUUCUUUGCUCUGCCUCUGUCCACAGUGACUGCCCAGCUGAAUCCCGCUGCCAGCAGAGCCCUGGAGGACCAGGGAGCUCGCCCUGCGGCCGCCACAGCCCCCAGACAGAACGCACAGGGGGUUCUUCCACACACAUUCCCCCCGCCCCACUGAUGCAGCCCCCCGUGAAACCUAGAACCUCCCUUUGCGGCUGCUGGCCACCUCCCUCCAGUCCCACCUCGGCUGCUUGCCCACUCUCGGGGCCCAGCCUCCAGGCUGCUGCUGAUCUGUCCUGUCCGCCUUGCUUGAGGACAGCUCCAGGCACAUCACCUUUAGCCACGGUGACUUGACAGCUGCCACCUUUGCGUCAGAUCCCUUGGCCUCUUCUCUCUCCCUCUGCACCUCCCCCUGCCGCAUCUCUGACCCCAACCUGAUACUUUCCCACUGGGCCUGUGCCAAGACCCCCCGGCCCUGGGUCCCCAGGUGCAGGGUCUGCCUCAAGGCUGGCGGGGAGGCACCUGGCUCCGUAGAUGUGGGUUUCGAGACUCAUUCCCAUGCGGUCACCCAGUUCUCCCGUGGGCGACCACAUGUCUCCUCCCCCGGACAUCAGAGGUGGGCAGCGAGGCCAAGACUCUCCACCCCCUGGACCCUUCCAGCCCAUGCCGAGAAAACCCCAGGGAUCUGGGUGCCCAGCCCCUGUGGUGGUAUCACUGCCCCCUGCCCAGCUCACUGCCACUCCCCGCCAAGGCCCAGGCAGGUUUUGUCUCCCUGCCCAGGGGCUUUCCUGGGCUUUAUCGAUAGCCACUGCCCUGGCCUUCCCUCCUUGGCCACUCCGGGGGCUGCUCUACACUUUGUCUCUGCAGCACCCCCUGGAGGCUACAGAUGGGGAAAAGCCAAACAAAGACCUUUGUUUUGUUUGCCUUGCCCAUGUCGGCCAGCUGCCUCGCCUGCCCAAGUUACUAAACUGACCCCUGAGGCAGCCCCAAGUGUGAUGGGAAAAGAAACCAGUUAUCUUCCCCAGACUGGCGGGAUGCUCCAGCUCCUGCCUCAGAACAGCCCCUCUGCCGAGCUCGAGUCCAUUCAGCAACCCCCUUCUCUGCCCCACCCCCCUCGCUGGCUCCACCUCUGUCCGCACCCACUCCCCGCCAUUCUUCUCCCCAGCACAUCACCUUUUCCUUCCUGGCUUCUCUGUGCUACACACACACACACACACACACACACACACACACACACACACACACAGAGGCGGAGGGGCAGGUCCAGGCAUGAACUGUGAGGCUGGGGUCUCAGGGGCCCCUGCCGGCCUGUGCGAUUAAACUUGGGUCUGCAGAAAAAGCGUUGUCUGUGUUUGAUGUGGCUGCGCUCACCAGUUGCGUGGCCAGGACAGACAGGGAGGGCCGUGCUCGGGGUGUCCACGAGACCAGCCCCGGAGAGUGGUCAUCCUUUCUGAGAGCCCCUGUAGGCGAAGAGGCGAGAGAGACAGUGGUCUGGCCGGCAGCUCAGCCUUCCCUCCAGGGGCGCCUGGGCAGGGCUGUCCUUUCGUCGGUCUGCAGAGGACAUUUCCAUGCUGAAGGACAGGACAGGAGCACAGGACUGGGGAGCUCUGGACACUGGGAGCCAGCAGGGUGCUCAGCCCUGAGCCAACCUGCUUCCGAGUGAGGCUGAUGGGGCUGCUGAGGCGUCACCAGGAGGAACAGGUUGAAGCACGGGAGCCCAGCCCGGGCCCUUGCAGCUCAGUCCAGAGCAGAGAGAAGAAGAGGGGAAACCCAGCGUGCCGUGCUGGGACCGCAGAGAGGACGCGGCCGAGGGGCAGCUUGUCAGCAGUGACCAGGAGCGGCCUGGCAGGGCCAAGCAAGGGCGUCUGGCCUUCCCACCAACCCCAGAGCAAAGGGAACCAUGCAGCGCUGGCAGGAGAAGGGCCAGCGCCCCCCACCCCGCCCCCUGCCGCGGGGCAGGACAGAGUGACCGCCGA